Cryptococcus wingfieldii CBS 7118 is the source of this 513-nucleotide messenger RNA. RefSeq lists its product as hypothetical. The coding region runs from base 1 to 513 and encodes 170 amino acids. Lineage: Eukaryota; Fungi; Basidiomycota; Tremellomycetes; Tremellales; Cryptococcaceae. The record is from RefSeq and is a predicted model, not a curated record. The transcript has 3 exons.
AUGCCCUCCGAGAGUCUCAUCAGGUGGUCCCACAGGGGCCUCUUUGCCCUCAUCGCCAUCGCCUCCCUCAUCUCCCUCGUCAUCUCCGCCGUCCUCGUCGGCUACUACAACAAGCACGGGUAUCCCAGUCACCACACCCACGCCUACCGUGACAGAAUCCGCAUCCUCUUGGUGGCGAGUGUCUGGACCAUGGCUUGGGCCUUGAUCCUCAUCAUUGGCUUCGCGGCCAUGGGAACCAGUGCCGUCUUUGGCCUCAUCACCCACCUCGUUCCUAUCGCCAUCUCCUUCCUGCUUUUCCUCAUCGGCGUCUCUGCCUUGACCGGCUUGACGGACAAGAUCAGCUGCUCAAAGUCUUCCGAGACGUUCAGCAGGUGCAAAUAUGUCAAGGGUCUCGUCGUCAUUAGUUGGAUUGACACCAUCUUCAUCUUUGCGGCUCUGAUCUUCUUGAUCACCCUCGCUGUCAUCGCCAGGGGCCGUUACGGCGCCCGUCGCUCCACCCUCUACCUCGAUUAA